GCGGAACGGGUGUAAUGAUGUACUCGCUAUUCCUCGCCUCUGUACUGCCGCUUCUCGUCGCCGGGAAGGCGACCAUUGACAGCCAGAUUGCGGCUUUGGAGGCGUCGAACUCACCGAUCCUCCAAUACCCUACGCAGCUCACGCAGAAUCUGGUCCCCAAGGCUAUUCAUUCACACAACGAUUACUGGAGAGACGUCCCUCUGCUGACUGCGAUCAGUCUCGGAGUCGCGAGUGUUGAAGCAGACGUCUGGCACAUGAACGGCACACUUUUUAUCGGUCAUGAGUUGGCUGCAUUGACUCCAAACCGUACACUGGAUUCGGUGUACAUCCAGCCUUUGCUCAAAAUUCUGGGCGAGGAGAACCCCAUAGAUCAGUUUACAGUCAACUCAACCACGCCUAACGGCGUCUUCGACACGGCUAGUGACGUACCGCUCCAGUUGCUAGUUGACGUCAAAACGGACGGCGUAGAAGCUCUGCCGUUCAUCCUCCAGGCCUUCGAGCCUCUGCGCCAAGGAGGCUAUCUCACAACAUUUGCGAACGGCACCUUGACCCUUUCAGCAGUCACUGUGGUCGGGACGGGCAACAGCCCGCUCGAACAAGUCAAGGAGCUCUCACCACGCGACUAUUUCUUCGAUGCGCCGCUGACACAGCUCACCGACCCGUCACUGAAUACGACCUGGGACCCGACGCUCUCUCCACUAGCAUCGACCGACUACGGGACCGCAGUCGGCUGGAGUGGAAUCGGCAACAUCUCUGCGGAGCAGCUCGCGAACAUCACGCAAUUCGUCGGCGACGCACACGAACGCGGCAUCAAGGCCAGAUUCUGGGACACUCCAGGCUGGCCGAUCCAUGCGCGGACCGCUGUAUGGAGAGUGCUGCUGGAGAAUGGUGCAGACUGGCUUAACGCAGACGACUUGGAAGCGGCGGCGAAUUUCUGAUUGCAAUUGAGAGUAAUGUACGGAAAGAAGAGCACUCAGUAGCAGAGAUAGUUCAUAUCGAGUUCCAUACGGAAGUGGUGUCUAUGCCUAGCUUGCGACGUGCAAACCAUCCCCGGCCAGCAUGUUCCUUGCCCAGAGCACCCUGUGCGAGGCGCAUUGCGCUCAGGCCGGUACCGGGUAGUGCUUGACCUGCCUUCAGGCGAAGAGCUUUGCGACCUGCAAGUGGUGUUUCAGGGUCUUCCUCGGCGUUGGCAUCCUGUACCAUCUCCUUCAUGGCAAGCGGUUGUGCGAGAAGAGUGUCGAUAUGAUCUUCUGCUUUUUGUCGCAACCCAGUGACGGCAUCCUUGCCCCGGAAGCGAAGCACCUUCUGCAAACUCCACCGCGUCUUCUCUCUCAACACGCCUUUCUCCUUCGGUGCUAAGGUCCGCUCGCGCUCAACAAUUCCCUGCACAUCCUCAACACCGGAAUCUACAACCUGCUUCGGACCGACGGUGUUGACUUUCUUCCCGAGGAGUUCCCAGCCGAUGGCGCGGGCAGUCAUUUCGAACUUGAUGUCCCGAGGGUUGUCCACCAAUUCGAGGAUGGCAUGCGGCGCGUUGUCGCCCGGUCGGUUGCCAAACUUGUGGAUGCGCGUGUAACCACCUUCACGAGUCUCGUACCGCUUUGCGAGCUCUUUGAAGACCUUGGGUGUGAGCUUCGGCUCGAGCAGGAAAGCAUUUGCACGCUGGUAGGCCGGAAGGUCGCCCUUCUUCCCCAUUGUGAUGAUCUUUUCCGCGAGCCUCGCGGUGUCUUUUGCCUUUGGCAGGGUAGUCUUAAUCUGCUCGUGUUUGAUGAGCGAAGUCACCAGAUUUCGCAACAUCAGCAUCCUGUGCGAAGAUGUCCUUGAGAACUUGCGGAAAGCCACGCCAUGUUUCAU
Molecule: messenger RNA, 1854 nt
Organism: Phanerochaete carnosa HHB-10118-sp
Lineage: Eukaryota; Fungi; Basidiomycota; Agaricomycetes; Polyporales; Phanerochaetaceae
Exons: 8
Coding region: 15-938 (307 amino acids)
Biological process (GO): lipid metabolic process
Molecular function (GO): phosphoric diester hydrolase activity
Source: RefSeq, a predicted model, not a curated record